Pieris rapae (cabbage white) is the source of this 2566-nucleotide messenger RNA. RefSeq lists its product as uncharacterized. The record is from RefSeq and is a predicted model, not a curated record. NCBI's taxonomy places the organism in Eukaryota, Metazoa, Arthropoda, Insecta, Lepidoptera, Pieridae. The coding region runs from base 155 to 1030 and encodes 291 amino acids. The transcript has 2 exons.
CAAGUAAGGAUUCUUUUAAAAUCGUUCAAAAUAAAAUUUAAAAUAUCAAGGACAUGAACACAAUAUUUUUAAGUCGUCGUCACUCAAAGUAUUUGUCAAUUGUUGCGGUGUUCGGAUUACGUUUUUCAAGUGGAAAUGAACAUUUGACCACGCGAUGGAGAAUCGAGAUGGAUGGGCUGAUGCAGAAUCGAGCACAACGGAAAAUUCCACAGAUCGUUCACAAGCUGAGCGAGAUCGAGUUCGGAUUGAGUUUUAUGCCACAUACGACGUCAUGACAGGUGUCCGAAUAGCCGCCACUUUGGGCGGUUUUUUCGCACUUAUGGUUUUCUUAAUUGUUUAUAAAAGCCGUAGUAAAUCAGUCAAGGCAUUGAACGAUCCAAAGCUGGUUGAAUUGGCUGAGGCUGUUGUGGCCGAGGAAGAAGCGGUGGAAGAAGAAAGGCAAUUAAAUUUGGCCAUAGAAGAGGCUCUAUCAGAACGUGCACGAUCCCGACCCUCAUUAAGCGAGGAGCCCCCAUGGCUGCGUUACUCACGAUUUUCAUCGUAUGGUGGUUAUGGUAGUUUACUGGCUCCUCCUAGACGGCUUUCCGGGCAUCGUGGAGACUCUUUACCCGGAUCGGCUUUAAAGUUUAAUGAAAGACGAUUUUCGGGUGGUCCACGUGAUCGCCGAUUGAGUUCGGCAACUUGUUCUAGUUCCGGGAGUUCCUAUUUAGAAAGGCGCGGCUCUUCAGUAGUGUGUGCCCUUCCGGAGCGACGUCUCUCGCCCUGUCCAAGCGAAAGACUAGCUCCACUAGCUUCAGUUGGUAGUGUAGGUGCAUCAUUUGCUGUAGAAAGUGAUCUUGUAUCAGUAGGAGCAGACUCGGUGUUUGCGGAAGAUGAUGCGGAUUCCACAGAUGGUGAAGUUGAGCAAUUCUCGACGGACAGUGGUGGUGGAACAGAGGUGGGUGCACUGGAUUGCACAGAACUUACAAGUAGACCAGUAUGUUCCACCAGUUUCAGCCGCGCCUCACAUUCGCGUGAAACGUUGUUCUAGUCCCCAAGAUCCUUCUGUUGAAUGUUACCUAAAUGUUAUUUAGCAUUAAUAAUUAAAAUAUCUACAUAUCAGAAUUAAUUAUUUAUUGUAUUUUUUUUCAUCAAUUUACGUACUCUAUAAAAACAUAUCAUUUGAUAUUUAUUAACAAAAAUGAUCAUUUGUAUUUUCCUGUAAUUACUUAGGAUAUUGAAGUAAAGCCUGUAAGUUUAAUAAUGUGACGUGAGUUCAAAAUCUUUACAGCCUGAUAUGUUGAUAUUUUAAACAAAAAUUAUUUUAGAUUGUACAUAAUUUGUUUUUGUUAUUGAAUUGAUGUAUUGCGAUGUUGAUGUUCUUAUAGGCGAUGAAAAAUGUGUGGAAUCUUUGUAUAGGCCGUUUCAGUUCAAUUUAAAAUAUCAAAUUAUCGUAAUAUAAUAUUUUUUAUUAUCUUAUUACACCGUAGCCAAAUUUGAAGAGUUUAAAAUAAUUAUAAAAAUACAGCACCAUCAAAUGGACUUAUUUCUUGAAGCACAUAAGUUAUACAUGUUGAAACCAAAUUCAGACUAGACUGAAAAUAAUCUUAAUAACAUUAGUAUGGGUUUUCUGCAAAUUCUUUAAUGAGGUAUUGAAUUAUUGUUGUGCCAUUAAUUAUGGUAAAAUUAUAUUGCUUAGUUAUUUGGUGUUGCUGGAUACACCGCGUAGUGUUCUAUGUAAGUUGAAUAUGAAGAAUUUACCGAAUUAAUCUUUUGUAGUUAUAUAUUAUUUACAUAAUGUAAAUAGUUAAGAUUUCCCUACAUUUGUACUUUUAUUAUUUUAUAUGAAGUUACACGCACAAUGGCCUCGUAAACUUAGUACCUUCCAUUCGCUUAUAAAUUCUUAUUACAAAUGGUAGUUAAUCAAUAGUUAAUAGAAAUAUUAAAUGGAUACAGCAUUUAAUUUCGCCAAGAUCAGUAUUGCUUCCUGUUAACAGAAUCCAUUUACCGCGUUUAGCGUACAUUUUUAGGAAAAUCGUUUACGUAUCUGUAUUUAGUAUGUUGUAUUAAAAGGUGAUCUCUCCUAAACGAUAUAUUUCUGACUGGCUUGUACUACUGUUUGAGCUUGACAUAGAAUAUAAAUAAUAGAUAAAUUUCCAUAAAGGGUAAACAUGUAGCUAUCAUUUCUAUGUUGUUACGAAGUUUAUUUAUAUAAUUAAAAUGUUGAACACCUCUUUAUUUUUAUCAGGUGCAAAGGGCAGAUAAAAUCGAUGCGGCCUUUGACCAAAAAGAAAUAAAGAAGCGGCCUAAAAUGUUGCUUUGACCUAUCUGUGAAUAUUAUCGUUUCAAAAAUACUGCCACCAUUUUUCUUCGUAGAUGAUGUUGUGGACACGAGAAUUUUAUUGAUUCUAGUGUACCAUCCCGUAUAGAGCGGGUCCAGUAGAUUAACUAACACAAAUCGUUAUUACGAUUUAGAUUUACGUGUUAGUUUAUGUAACUGUUCGUUGCUCGAAUAAAAAAGAGCUCCCUGUAGUCUGUAAAAUGUUGAAAUGUAUGUAAAAAUAUUGUAAAUAUAUAACACGAGUCA